Danio rerio (zebrafish) is the source of this 2265-nucleotide messenger RNA. RefSeq names its product secretory carrier membrane protein 1 (gene scamp1). Gene Ontology annotation, cellular component: membrane. Gene Ontology annotation, biological process: protein transport. The record is from RefSeq and is marked provisional. NCBI's taxonomy places the organism in Eukaryota, Metazoa, Chordata, Actinopteri, Cypriniformes, Danionidae.
CGAAAACCGACAACAUAGCCUAACAAAGCAGACAAAAUAAACCGGCAAAAUGUCAGAUUUUGACAGCAAUCCCUUCGCGGACCCCGACUUUAGCAACCCGUUUCAGGAUCCGUCAGUGACACAAGUAACGCGGACUGCCCCGCCUGGCCUGGAGGAGUAUAACCCUUUUACAGACACAAAGCCGGUCCCGCCAGGCUCCGCCCCUAAAUCCGUCCCACCCACAACCAACACACAGCCGGCCAUCAUGAAACCCACUGAAGAACCUCCAGCUUACACUCAGUCUCAGCAGACACCGGAUCAAUCGCGAGCUCAAGCGGAGUUAUUGAGGAGACAGGAGGAGCUGGAGAGAAAAGCCGCUGAGCUGGACCGCAGGGAGAGAGAGAUGCAGUCGCUCAACGCGUCAGGAGGGAGGAAAAACAACUGGCCGCCUCUUCCAGAGAAGUUUCCAGUGGGUCCUUGUUUCUAUCAUGACAUAUCGGUGGAUAUACCUGUGGAGUACCAGAAAACCGUCAAGAUCAUGUACUAUCUCUGGAUGUUCCACACGGGGACGCUGUUUGCUAAUAUCUUCGGCUGUCUGUCGUGGUUCUGUGUGGAUGCGUCGAGGGGAGUGGAUUUUGGUCUAGCUAUGCUCUGGUUUAUGCUCUUCACACCCUGCUCUUUUGUCUGCUGGUACAGACCUCUGUAUGGAGCGUUCAGGAGUGACAGCUCUUUUAGGUUCUUUGUAUUCUUCUUCGUUUAUAUCUGCCAGUUUGGUGUCCAUGUUCUGCAAGCUAUUGGCAUUACAGGCUGGGGAGCCAGUGGCUGGAUCUCAGCACUGACCGGACUAAACACAAGUAUUCCCGUGGGCAUCAUCAUGAUCCUGAUCGCGGCCCUCUUCACCGCAUCGGCAGUCAUCUCUCUCAUCAUGUUUAAAAAGGUUCAUGCGCUCUACCGAACCACCGGUGCCAGUUUCGAGAAGGCGCAGCAGGAAUUCGCCACUGGCGUCAUGGCCAACAAAACGGUGCAAACCGCCGCCGCUAACGCCGCCUCCUCUGCUGCCCGCGGAGCCUUCAAAGAGCAGAUCUGAUUGGUCCAGAGAAACGUCAAUCCGUCCCUGCUGCUCUGACCCCGCCCCCUUAAUUCCUCCCAAUGUCCUUACAGCCAAUCAUCAGCUCCGACUGGCUGCUCAAGACCACGCCCAUUCUCAUUGACUUAAUGCACUCCUGUGACUGACUGACUGAGACCCCGCCCACAGCCCCUCCCUCUCCCGUCAAUCAUUAGGAGUGUGUGUGUGUGGAAAGCCUGUAUUGUGUGUAAACAGCCUGAAGAGUCACUUUAUGUGUUCACAUCACUGUCCGUUUGUCCCUGUUAAACAACAGGAAGUGAUGUCGUCCAAUGUCCUUUUAUGGGAUCCAAGGAGAAGACGAACGAUUAUGCCCUCACAGGUCUGUCUUACUAGCUUUUAAACACUCGUACAGCCAGAAAUAAAACACUUCAAAUAAGUCCAGGUCACAAUUCAUCUCAAAAUCAAAAGAAAAGAUUCAUUUAUUAAACUAUUUGGCUAUUUAAUUUAUAUUUGGUCUCAUUUGUAUAAUAGAUUAUAGUCAUUUCUUGUUAACGUAUUACAAAAAUAAGCUAAAUCGUGACAAAAAUUGUUACAAUUCAGAUGCUAUUUAAGUCAGAUAUUUAUUAGUGUUUUUGUUGGGGGGGUAUUAUAUGACUUUGACUGUAUUCACUCUCCUUUGCAUAGCUAUAAUAUGAAUUAUUGCAUAAUAAAAUCAGCAUUUUCUUUGGAUUUUAGAAUAUAUCAUGAUUUUUGCAUAACGUAAUUUGGCUUUUAUUUUGAUUAUGAGGUAUGAUAUAAUAUUUUUUUAUACCUUCAUUUCAUUAUUCCUUACUUGUGACUUUUUGCAUACAUUUUUGCUUUUUUGGGGGGGAUUUUUGGUUUGUAAUGUGACUCUGCAUUACAAAAUCUGUUGUUUUUUAGAGGAUUAUGAAGUAUGAUAUGAAUUCCUGGCAUAACAUUUGCACUUUUACUUGAAUUAUCAUUGAAUAUAACAUGACCAUUUGCAUAAAAUUCUGUUUUCUUUAGAUUUUGAGAUCUAAUAUGACCUUUUCUAAGCAAGACUCCCCCAAAAUAUCACAGUAAAUAUUUUGUCCUCUGCAUGAGCCAUCAGAAGUGACCAUAAACGCUCCUCAGAGGGUCUCUCACCUGUAAAUAUAUAAAUAUAUAUAUAUAUAAACCUGUAUGAUGACAUAAAGUAUUGACUGAUUUUAAACCGUGAA